UAUCUCUCACCCACGAUUGUCUCUCAAACCGCGCGCUCGAUACACCUUAUCAGUGACGUGUCUCUUUAAAUGCGCGCCUCUUCCUCUCUUUCUCUCUUUCGCUCGCCUGUCGCUCGCGCGAGAUCAACGCGGAUCACGUCGCCCGACGAGGACUCGAAUCCGCGAUACGACGAAGUCGUGACCAUUCGUGGCUGUUCGCGACGGGACCCCCAACCUCGUCCGUGAUGACGCCAUGAUCUACGUCGUCGUGUCACAGCGCGGACCGUAGACAGCGGGAUCCAUCCGCCACCAGAGAGCGGUUCCCUUUCUUCUUUUUUUUUUUCCUCCUUAAUAAUUAUGAGUGUCAUUGGCCGGGAAUCCUAACCACCGGGACGCGGAAAUACGGAAGGCGACCCGCGGUGAAUCGUCCGCGUCGAGCACGUCCGUGUAUUAUCGACGAGAUUAUCGAGGAGGCGGUGUGGAGAUAAAAACGGCGCUUUAUUAAGGUGUGUUCUCGCCCCGCGCGAGAAAUGUCCGUCGAGCGCGACGUGAACGUCUCGGAAGAGUAAUCUCGCUCUUCAGGGAUAAUCGUCAACGUUUGCGCCGGGUCGACCCGGAGGUCGACCCCGCCUCGUACUUCUUCUGGAUACUUUUUUCACCUGCCUGCAAACGGGCGAGAUUCCUUCCCCCUCUCGUCCGCCCGCGCGCGAAUGACACAUCCCGAUGGGACGAUCCAAAAUCGUAAAUCGAGGAUAAUAAGAAUGUCUGUGCCACCUCCGCCACCGCCUCCACAGGUUGCUGCUUCUGGGCCACCGGUGGCAGACAACAGAAACUUAUUGUUACAGUCCAUAAGGGCAGGUAAAACUUUGAAGAAGACUGUUACUGUGGAUAAGAGCGCACCUGCUAUUGCUGGUAAAAUUAAGGGCGAAUCAAAGAGCCCUUCAUUAAGUAGUAAUAAUAGGACUAAUACUUCUAAUGCAGCGGUAAGUAGCAGUAGUAAUGGUGGACCCAUGCCACUGGGUGGUUUAUUUGCGGGUGGUAUGCCAAAAUUAAAACCUACGGGACUAAGAGGGAACAUGACCGAGAAAGAGGGACAAAGUGUAAAUGUAAAUAACUCUAGCUUUCUUCAUUCGUCGCCUGGAUCCUCUCAUAGUAUAAAACGCGGUCCACCUCCAGUUCCACCACCAGCUGCUCAGAAACCACAGAUAUUCAGUCAGGGACAAAGUACCAUGGAUUCCACGACGAGCAAUUCGGAUACGAUGCCCAGAUUAUUCGCGAAAUCAGCCGCCGUGCCUAAACCAGUGCCGUCGUCUAGUCUGUCGAAACCGUCGCCGCCGCCGAAGAAGCUGAACCUGACGAGUAACGUGGCUAGCGUGGCGAGGGCGCAGAGCAUGCGACUUCCGCGCUCGUCUCCGGUUCUGGUGACGACAACACCAUCUUCCUUGCAUCAGUCGCAGGAUUGUCUGCACGAGAGUAUCAUGCCGCAACCAGCAGCGAGACCUACAGUGAAUCGGGUUCUCAGGCCACCGAUAACGAGACCUCCGUCGCCGCCGAUUUCGCGGACGUCGAGCUUCGUGCCUGCGACAAAGCCGCCGUCGCCACCGCCGUCAACUUCCCGGUCCACGAAUACGAGACCGUCGUCCCCGCCACCGCCACCAACGACGACGACGCGAUCCUCGAGCACGAUGCCCGUAAUGAGGGCAGCGCCGCCGCCGCCGUCGAGGGUCACAGUCACUGCACCUUGCAUACCACCUCCUCCGCCACCGCUUCCUCAUCGUCCAGCUCCCACGCAUCAGAGAUUAGCACCGCCGCCACCUCCGCCCCCGACUCCUCCUACGAGGAGUCUUUCGGUGCGCAACGGCAGCGGUCAAGCCGUGGCGAGCUCCGUUGACCUGGAGAUGCGAUUCGCUGAGAUGUUUCAUACAGCAUCUAGCUUACCACCUCCGGAACCGUUUAAAGGCUUCGUCAAAGUCUACAGUAGCAGGAAUGCAGCAAAGCAACAAGCUCCAGCUCCACCUCUUCAACCAUCUUCUACCCCUAGUUCACUGCAUUCGUUGAAUACUUCGUCUGGGAAUAAACAGUGGCAACAAAAUGCGACUUCUUUGGCAUAUUGAAAAUACAGUCUGUGUAUACUUAAAUCAUUGCUUUACGCACUGAUUAUUGUUUAAAAACUUCUAAAUGCUGCCACACAAUAAAAUGUUAAAUUAAGUAUGUGUGAGAAGAAUGAAUCGGUAAAGCACAAGCGUUUGAGAGAGAAUGAUAUCCUGAAUUUGCGAGCCCAGUUAUACAAUAAAAAUGUUUUAGACAAUA
Messenger RNA from Nylanderia fulva, 2289 nucleotides. RefSeq lists its product as uncharacterized. Gene Ontology annotation, biological process: actin filament polymerization. Gene Ontology annotation, molecular function: actin binding. The record is from RefSeq and is a predicted model, not a curated record. Lineage: Eukaryota; Metazoa; Arthropoda; Insecta; Hymenoptera; Formicidae. Gene Ontology annotation, cellular component: actin filament.